UUGAUUAGGGCUUACGAUUCUACAGAGAGCUUAAAGUGUCGCUGGAGAGUUUUUUAUUAAGUGUAUUUAAUAAGUUGCUUCAAUUCCUGCUGAGUUUUAGUGGAAUCAACGUCUGAUUUUCGUACCAGCAGCUUCGACAACUCGACGACCUUGGCUUGGAAUAAAGAAAAUCCCAGUCACCUAUUAAAGCAAGAAGACCACGUCAAUCAACAUCGUAUCGCUAUUUGUUGCACCCGUUCUUUGGUAUAAUUGUCAUCAUUAGAAAGAAAAGACAGGAACCAAAGACAAUAGCUGACCCACCGGGCCAUCUCUACAGACAUUAAACGGAUGCUGCAUAACUAGUUUUGACAUUAAGCGAUCACACUGAGCGAUAAUCCACAGACCACGCAGCCAACAAACAUACAGACUUGCAUAGAUUCAGCCAUCGACGUGCGUACCAACGAGGAUUGAGUCAAGUGGCUUUGCGUAUCUCGUGGCCAUASAGCUCUUCAGAACUCUGAUAUACCUAUACAAUUAGCUUGGGCAUCAUAACUGGGCUAGACGUUGGACCGGCAGCAGUUCUUAACACUUGGAAACCACUAAUAGUCAUGAAAGGCGCACGGUUUACCUCGAUGUUUGUCUACAUUUGGCUUUCAUUAGUCCUCAUGCAAAGUGUAUCAGUUGAUGGUAAUUGCAAACAGAUCGUCCGCUACAUCAACCACUACACKGGCCUACAGUCCAGAAUACGACCCAAUAUCGAAGGAGAAUGGACCUCUUCGAGAUGCGAGGUUCGUCCAGGGCCAAAGUUUGUGACGCGUUACUUCAACAUCUUGCGCAACUCCACAUGGCAGGCCCGUUAUCACCACUACUCCGAUUAUCAGUGUACCAAGCCGAGCUUUACUUUACUCUUUAAAGGAUUCUACAAGAUGGGAAACAAGGCGUCGGUAUUGAUAGCGGGUUCUACAGAGACAAACUUUAACUACUCGUCGAUUACCAUUUACCCGCACACCGCGGAAGUCGAGAGGAGUAUCUUGAACGUGGCUAAACGAUCGUGCCAAAAUACGUUGACCAACAUCAAAACAGACCCCGGGAUUGGAGUCUAUUCCGCACAACUACAAGUCUUUAACAAAAAAAAUUGUAGGACAUCGUUUGGGAUCUCSAGGYACGAACUAUCGAUUGUCAAGAAAGACACACGAAGAGGAAAGGGCUCUGAGUAUGAUGUCUUGUAUUUCGGCGAAGUUCAAACUGGACGCAGCCGACGAAAAUACAAUCCGACGUCUUAUCAACUUCCCCUUAAGAGACACAACGCUCGCAACUGUACUGUGUGUAGGACGAUUAGAGGAUCAACAGCGGUGCACCCUCCGACUUUCCCGAAGAUUCGUCCCCGACCUGUCUUGCUAGACGACGCUUGGGGWAGCUGGACGUGCGAGACUCGACCYGGAGGCAGUUUCUUGACGCGUUAUAUGGURUUUCACUACAAGAGGCGCCAUUGGGAGGGCUACUUUAACUACUUCAUGGACCCAUACUGCAAGAGGCUAAUGUUUACGCUUUAUGGAAAAGGCGUAUUUUCGGGGGGAAGCCGGUCUACUAAGGUGAAGGGAGGAGAGGAUUAUGUAUUCACUCUUACCGAGGCUGCUCUCACACCGCAUGAUAGAGCSACUACUCGCGCGCUAAAUUCAGUCUCGCGUAACAACGAAUGUGGUAAAGAUGGUGAAUGGGUCACGGGUGUUGCUAUGGACAUCUCGCAGUCCAAAGGAUGUCGCAUGUAUGGAAUCAGCCUUCCGCACACCGAGUAUGAUUUACUCAAGAUGGACUUCAAUGAAAAUGGGGAUCGUGAGUUGUACGUGGGACAACGACCAACCAAUAAUAAGAGUCCAACYUCCCCUUCGACGCGCCCAACAUCGUACCAAAUCCCAAUGCUUAGGUGUUCUUCAUUUAACACGAACUUUGUUCCUCCUACUCCUGAACCAACUAAGAAGCCAUCGACUCGUUACCCUAAGCCUCCCGUUAUAAAUCCUAUACUAACUGUCCCGACGUUGAAGCGAGACGGAGAGAAGACCACACCUAAACGAAAAGGCAAGACUAGCAAAGGAACGAAGGGUUCAGGUGUGCAAGGCGUUGAAAUGGCUGAARCCGUAUCAAAUGAUGCGCGCUCUCUUAAGUCAAGCUUUUUCAGCUGUAUACCUCUAAUACUGGUGGCCAAGAUGCUCUAGUAAUAACAACGACUUUAUGGAAAUUACACAGAUAAAUGAUUGAGGUUCACAUUUAAAUAUAAAGUAAAUAUGAACCAGCAAUUCCUGUAGCUUUUGGGAGAGAAGGCGCUUUAUUUUGCGAUUUUUGGUUGAACGUUGACAUUGCUUGAAAGACUGUUUCUGCUGGGAGUUGAGCGCAUGCGUACCAAAGACAUUUGAAUUUCGAAAACCUGUCCUUUUACAGAUUUGGGAUUCUUUACGCACAGCAUCUGUUUUACGCAAAGGUUGGAGUUCGAAACUGAUGUGUACUUUUGCUAAAAUUAKACUUGAAUAAAUUAAUCCUACUGGACUUGUGAUUGGCCGACAAAUUAAAAUAAAAACAUUGCAAGAGGAUCAAGACAAGUAAAUGAUAAAGAUAUGCUUAGAAAAUCGAAAGAAUAGUUAUGUAAAAAAAUAAUUCGAUAAGUCCCGCGAGCGAAGCUAAAAGGGAAAUAUUGAACUAUAUGUACGAUAGAAUUUGUCAGAUGUAUUUUGUAAUAUAAGAAGAAAAUGAGAAAAAAGUYAUGUGUUUAAAAACACUGCUGAUCUUAGCGCGCAGGCUAUUUUUAUGUUUUUUUUUAAAUAACUUCACGACGAUCGUUGUGCAAAUUUGUCAUAGUUAUGUUGUAAAGUAAUGAGUAAAUUAUAACGUUUUUAAAUAAAGCUUAAAAGUCAGAUAAUGUA
Molecule: messenger RNA, 2894 nt
Organism: Actinia tenebrosa (Australian red waratah sea anemone)
Lineage: Eukaryota; Metazoa; Cnidaria; Anthozoa; Actiniaria; Actiniidae
Product: protein APCDD1
Biological process (GO): negative regulation of Wnt signaling pathway
Cellular component (GO): plasma membrane
Molecular function (GO): Wnt-protein binding
Source: RefSeq, a predicted model, not a curated record